Messenger RNA from Didymella exigua CBS 183.55, 2060 nucleotides. RefSeq names its product MFS general substrate transporter. Gene Ontology annotation, biological process: transmembrane transport. The record is from RefSeq and is a predicted model, not a curated record. Gene Ontology annotation, molecular function: transmembrane transporter activity. NCBI's taxonomy places the organism in Eukaryota, Fungi, Ascomycota, Dothideomycetes, Pleosporales, Didymellaceae. Gene Ontology annotation, cellular component: fungal-type vacuole membrane. Bases 226 to 1725 code for a protein of 499 amino acids. The transcript has 3 exons.
AAUACGAGAACACCACGAACAUUAUGGCUGCGCAACCCAGCAUGGCUCACCUUGACCUCCCACGAAUUCCUGGAUCCAGAUCAAAGAGCUAGGAAUCGGGUAUUCGGCAUCGUAACCGUGCAAAAAUUAACGCGUAAAUUCGGCACUGUAGUAUCGCCGCCCAACUCAAAAACCCCGUUAUUCGUGCCUCACCAGGCAGCAACACCCACCAACCCAACACUCAAAAUGGCCGAUGCCACACAGAGCAGGCUGGGCAGUGCAGCCUCGUGGAUCGCGAAGGAGCUCGGGCUGCACACCAUGUACACGGCGGGGAAAGACGUCUACACGAUCAUUCUCGCGCGCUACCUACGCAUGUACGCGUACGGCUCCGUCGCGCUCGUACUGGCGCUGUACUUCCGCGCCCAAGGGUUGUCCGAUGCGCAAAUCGGCUUCUUCAUGACGCUCACGCUGCUCGGUGAUGUUGUUGUUUCGCUGCUGCUCACGCUGGUCGCGGAUCGCUUAGGCAGGCGCACGACGCUCAUGCUCGGCGCGCUGGGCAUGAGCGUGUCCGGCGCCGUGUUUGCGACGUCGACGAGCUAUCCUGCGCUGCUGACGGCCGCGGUCGUCGGCGUUGUGAGCCCGAGUGGGAAUGAGAUUGGCCCGUUUCGCGCCGUCGAGGAGAGUACGCUCGCUGGGCUUGUGGGCGAGGAGGGGAGAGCAGACGUUUUUACGUGGUACGUUGCGUUUGCGGUGCUCGGCACUUCCACAGGCUUGAUCGUCGGCGGGCAAGCCGUCGAUGCGCUCUCCGCGAGACACGACUGGACUGAGCUUGAUGCAUACCGCGCCGUCUUCUGGGUCUACACCGCCGUCGGCCUGGUCAAAGCACUUCUUACCUUCUUCCUCAGUCGGGCGUGCGAGCAACACACGCCACCAUCCAAACCUGUCCCAAGCGAAGGCGAAACAGAGCCCCUCUUGCCCGCUGCAGACGACGCCUCGCACCCGGUUGCGACCAGCAACGGCGAUGCUGAAGUUGCGGAGCGUAGUAAGAAGAGUUGGAAUCCAAUCGCCUCCAUCUCGCCCGCGAGUAGGGCGAUCCUGUUCAAGCUCUGCAGCCUCUUCUUCCUUGACUCGCUCGGCUCGGGCAUGGUGCCCUUCUCGCUCAUAAACUACUAUCUGGACCGCAAAUUCAGCCUGCCCAAGGGCAAGCUGGGCGCCAUCAUGAGCGCUACAUGGUUCCUCUCCACAUUCGGCAACAUCUUCUCCGCCUCGCUCGCGCGCCGUCUCGGCCUCAUCCCCGCAAUGGUCGCCACACACCUCCCCUCCUCACUGUUCCUAGCCGCGCUCCCCGCCGCCCCACAGCUCCCACUAACCAUCGCACUGCUCGUCGGCCGCAGCACAAUGAGCUCCAUGGAUCAGGCGCCGCGCAGCGCGUUCCUGAGCAUGGUCGUCCUGCCCGAGGAGCGCACGGCUGUCAUGGGCGUCGUGAAUACGCUGAAGAUCCUGAGCCAGAGCGCGGGGCCGUGGAUCACGGGCGUGCUUGCUGGUGGCGGCCGGUUCUGGGUUGCGUUUGUGGUCGCGGGCGGGCUGAAGGCGUGUUACGAUGUGCUGCUUUUGGGUAUGUUUGGGGCGCGGGGGUGGGCGCGGAAGCCGGGUGGUGUGGCGGGGGAGAGUCGGGGCGGGAGCGGUGUGCGUGAUGAAGAGGGGAACGACGGGCAGAGAGGCGGAGUCGCUGCGUCGACGGGGUGAGUGCGGGGUGGACGUGGAUGAGUCUGUGUUGCGGGGUUGAAACCCGGUGUCUAUGUGGUCUAUGGUAUCGUAUCGUGUUAAACUCCCCACUCGCCCCCUUUACAAUCCCCACUCUAUCGAUACAAUUCACGGGAAUCUAGUCAUCCCCCUCCACAUCCUCCUCGUCCACAAUCCCAAUCCCCUGCUCCAGCGUUCUUUGCACCGUCUCCUGCAGCAGCCGCAACACAGUCUCGACAUCAGUCGUCUGGACAUCGAUCUCGACCCCGUCCUCGCCGCGCAGCGUCUCGUUCCACAGCGCCUCGUAUUCGGGGUGAUUGGGAUUGAUGAGCUCGACG